GUCAAGAGCUGGCUGCGGCGAGCCAAGUCGGACAACUCGGAAGAAAACGCGGUGUUCAAGAACAGGCACCGGUAUUACCUGUACAGAUACGCCUACGGGCCUCCCCUGCAGCGCCGGUACCAGGGCAGUGACUCAUCCGAGGAAGAGGGGGAUGGCUCGGAGGAGGAGGAGGAAGGGAGGGAGCCAUCCCAUGCCGGCACCCAGGCAGCCGGCCAUCCCACCGGAGCAGCCCCCGGGGACAGCCAGGGUGGGCUGGGAGGAGACGUCGCAUCCCCCCAGCAGGGCUGCCAAGGGCGCCUGAAGGGGGGCAGGAGCAGCGCUGCCGGCAAGGGGGGCGACUCCGAAAAUGAAGACAGCGACGAGAAUGAGGAGGAAGAAGAGGAGGAGGAAGAAGAAGAGAUAGCCGAGAACGAGAAUGGUGUCAACGGCACAAGCACCAACACCACCGAGGGGGCAGAUGGAUCUCACGGCAAUGGCACUGCGGUGGCUGAGGAAGAGGAGGAAGAGGAGGAGGAAGAAGAAGAGAUAGAGGAGGAGGAGGAGGAAACCGAAGCCACCACCAUCGCCAGCACCACCAGCGAAGAGGGACUGUCCCAGGCGACCACCACGGGAGAUUGGGGACCUACGGAUGCCACCACAGCCGGGGAGCAGUGGGAAUAUGAGGUGACGGCUGGAGGCCACGGCCGGGGGGAUGAGGGCAUCACCGAUGGCAGCUACAGGGAGCAGGACGAGUACGCCCGCGGGGACAGCUACCAGCCCUACGAGGAUGAGUAUGGCUACUACAAGGGGCACGGCUAUGAUGUGUACGGCCAGGAUUACUACUACAGCCAGUGA
This is a messenger RNA of Cariama cristata (Red-legged seriema), 834 nucleotides long. RefSeq names its product integrin-binding sialoprotein (gene IBSP). Gene Ontology annotation, biological process: cell adhesion; bone mineralization; extracellular matrix organization. Gene Ontology annotation, cellular component: extracellular region. The record is from RefSeq and is a predicted model, not a curated record. The annotation marks the transcript as partial. The transcript has 6 exons. Lineage: Eukaryota; Metazoa; Chordata; Aves; Cariamiformes; Cariamidae.